AUGAGGAGGCAGAGCAUCUCAUCUGAUGCAGAUCUCGAGAGCGGCGACUUGACGCACACACUGCAAGAGGAGCAGGGGACCAAGUCCAAGACCAAGAAGUCAGUCCUGAGCUCGACAUGGCGGAAGCUCCGCCGCAGGUCGCCCAAGGACAAGGCAGGCCAGUCCUCUCCCGCCAAGGAGACGCCAAAGGAAGGUGCCGGCGGCGCGGGAAGGCGAUCAAAGAGCACAUCCAAGAAGAAGAACAGGAAGGAGGAGGCUGAGCCAUCGCAAGUUUCUCCUGAGCUCCUGCAGAUGGUGAAGUACCUCGGGAUUCAGGAGCAUGAGAAAGAAUUCUUUUGGGUCGCAGAAGAAGCUCUAAGAGCCACUCUACCGGAAGGCUGGGAGGAGUACAAGACAGAGGAGGGAGCUACAUACUACUUCUCUUCUAUCUCGGGGUAUGAAGAGCUCCUGACGUUGAUCGUGCUGGCUGUGACCGUCCUGUAA
Molecule: messenger RNA, 483 nt
Organism: Guillardia theta CCMP2712
Lineage: Eukaryota; Cryptophyceae; Pyrenomonadales; Geminigeraceae
Exons: 6
Coding region: 1-483 (160 amino acids)
Molecular function (GO): protein binding
Source: RefSeq, a predicted model, not a curated record